GUCAGAAACGAGCCGAGUGGUGGAGAAAAAAAUUGAAAAUUUCUUCAGAGGGGGAAUUUAACUUAUCUGCUCCUUUUCCGUGAACAUAUUAGCGAUUAAUUAAAAUCCUAUCGAAAUGGCUUGUAACGCUAGCAAAGUUCCCUUGUUGCGUGUUAUUGCUAAACGUGGAUAUGCCGCUGCCUGUCCCAGACCAGUUGGUGAAGUUGCAGCUGUCCAAACUAAGCAACUUGACAACAAAGUUGUUGUAGCCACCGCUGAAGCUCAAUUGCCUGUCACUCGUGUUUCUGUGGUCUUCGGAGCUGGUUCCCGCAAUGAGACAUACGAAACCCAAGGUGCCACACAUUUGUUGCGUGUUGCUGGUGGUUUGACCAACAAGAACUCGACUGGUUUCGCUCUUACCCGCAAUAUCCAGCAAGUCGGUGGUAACUUGACUGUUACUUCUGAUCGCGAAGUUGUUGCUUACACUGUCGAAACCACUGCCAACAAUUUGGAAGUUGGAUUGCAUUACUUGCAAGAUGUUAUUCAACCCGCUUUCAAACCAUGGGAAUUGUCUGACAGCGUACCAUUCAUUAAGAACCAAGUUGCAACUGUCCCACCACAGGUUCAAGCUGUUGAAUUGUUGCACAAGGCUGCUUUCCGUACUGGUUUGGGCAACUCUGUGUACAUCCCCAAGUUCCAAAUUGGCAAAUUGUCAAGCGAAACCAUGUUGCAUUAUGUUGCUAACAACUUCACUGCUGGUCGCUGUGCCGUCGUAGGCGUUGGUGUUGACCACAACGCCUUGGUUGGUUUUGCCCAAAGCUUGGAAUUGCCCACUGGUGGCAAAUCCAGCUCUGGUGCCAACUACUAUGGUGGUGAUGCCCGCAAGGACACCCCCGGCAAUGUAGCCCAUGUUGCUGUUGCUGGUCAAGGUGGUGCUGUAAGCAAUCCCAAGGAAGCUUUGGCUUUCGCCGUUUUGCAAUACGCCAUUGGCAGUGGUCCAGCCACCAAGCGUGGUGCCGUCAACGGUCCAUUCGGCAAAGCUCUUGCCUCUGCCGUCGGUGAUGCCAGCGCCUGCUUCUCUGCCUUGAAUGCCACCUACUCCGAUGCUGGUCUCUUCGGUUUCGUUGUCUCCACUGACGCCCAAAAUGUUGGCAAAGCUGUCGAUGCUCUUGCUCGUUCCCUCAAAUCCGGCACAGUAUCCUCUGAUGAUGUCAACCGUGGCAAGGCUUUGUUGAAGGCUGCCGUUUUGGACGCUUACGCCACCGACAGUUCUUUGGUUUCCGAAAUGGGCUUGCAAGCUGUCCUCACCAAGGAUGUACAAAGCGCCGAUGCUCUCGUUGCUGCCAUCGAUAGUGUCUCUCAACAAGAUGUACAAGCCGCUGCCAAGAAGGCUGGUUCCUCCAAAUUGUCUGUUGGUGCUGUCGGUAAUUUGGCUAAUGUCCCAUAUGCUUCUGACUUAGCAUAAAUGUAGAAAAACACAACAACUUUUUC
Musca vetustissima is the source of this 1470-nucleotide messenger RNA. RefSeq names its product cytochrome b-c1 complex subunit 2, mitochondrial (gene UQCR-C2). The transcript has 4 exons. NCBI's taxonomy places the organism in Eukaryota, Metazoa, Arthropoda, Insecta, Diptera, Muscidae. The record is from RefSeq and is a predicted model, not a curated record. Gene Ontology annotation, molecular function: metal ion binding. The coding region runs from base 116 to 1444 and encodes 442 amino acids. Gene Ontology annotation, cellular component: mitochondrion.